This is a messenger RNA of Sinocyclocheilus grahami, 1778 nucleotides long. Its product is annotated as probable tRNA(His) guanylyltransferase. The record is from RefSeq and is a predicted model, not a curated record. Lineage: Eukaryota; Metazoa; Chordata; Actinopteri; Cypriniformes; Cyprinidae. Gene Ontology annotation, molecular function: magnesium ion binding; tRNA guanylyltransferase activity. The transcript has 6 exons. Gene Ontology annotation, biological process: tRNA modification. The coding region runs from base 351 to 1244 and encodes 297 amino acids.
ACGCUUUUAAAUAUGGCUGAUGUUUCGUAAACUGUGUGGCGGAACAACAUUUUCAGAACUGUAUUUUGAGGGACUCUAUAAGGGACGUACCAAUACAAUGACCGCUUACGCACAUGUGAGUUUUGUCACCACAUACUUCCGGUUAAAGAAUAAUAUUUUGUAAACAGUAUAAUGUUAAAUAUUUAAAAACACAACUCGUUUUAAGAUAAACACUCGUUGAAGCUCUUCCCGAGACAUGAAAAUUAACAUUUAAUUCUAAAGCUAUCGGGUUACGCCUCACAAAUAUUCUGAACUAACGGCAUGUUUUAAGUUAAACAUAUUCAAUAACUCGUAUUUUUCCUAAUAUCCUUAUGCUAAGACUGUUAUCGGUCAACUUUAGAGGGCUUACAGAGCACAAGACACUCUUAGGUCUUAAUUUCAGUACAUCAUCUGUCAUGGCCAAAAGCAAAUUUGAAUACGUGAGAAACUUUGAGCUCGACGACACAUGUUUGAGAAACUGUUACAUUGUGGUUCGGCUAGAUGGACGCAACUUCCACAAGUUUUCUGAGCAGCAUAACUUCAUGAAGCCCAGUGAUAACCGAGCUCUGGGUUUGAUGAGUCGCAGUGCCCGUUCAGUCAUGGAAGAGCUGGAGGACAUCACUAUAGCCUAUGGACAGAGUGAUGAGUUCAGCUUUGUGUUCAAAAGAUCAAGCACUUGGUUCAAAAGAAGGGCCAGUAAACUAAUGACCCAUGUGACAUCCCAGUUUUCCUCUAGCUUCGUUUACUACUGGAAGGAGUAUUUUGGGGAGCAGCCGCUGCUGUACCCUCCCAGCUUUGAUGGCAGGGUGGUUCUGUAUCCGAGCAAUCGUAACCUAAGAGACUAUCUAAGCUGGAGACAGGCAGAUUGUCACAUUAACAAUUUGUACAACACUACGUUUUGGACGCUGGUGCAGAAAGGUGGACUGACCACAACACAAGCUGAGGAGAGACUCAGUGGAACACAAGCAGCAGAUAAGAAUGAGAUCUUGUUUUCGGAGUUCAAUAUCAAUUACAGUAAUGAAUCCCCACUGCACAAAAAAGGCAUGACUUUAAUAUGGGAAAAGGUGAAUGAAACCACAACUAAACUGAUCAAGCGGCCAGAUGAAGGAGAGACAGAAAUAAAUGUAACACGGACAAGAAAGAAGGUCACAAGUCAUUCCUGUGAUAUCAUUGGAGAUCAGUUCUGGGAAGAACAUCCAGACAUUCUGGAAAGUGACCAGUGUUGAUCACAUGGUUAAAAGACUACCAGACCAAAUGCAAGUUCAUUUUUCCCUUUGGUAUUUAAUAAUAAAAAAAAAAACUUUCUGUGUCUUAUAGUUUGUUAUUCCCCUCACCCCCUACUGUCUCCUCUCUGUGUGGUGAUGACUUUAAAAAGUCAGUUUUUCUCCAGCCAAAUUUCAGUGUCAUUACAUAUCCUGUACAAUGGGGCACAUGUAAUGAAAUAAGAAUUAAAUAAUUACUUUAAGAAAUAUUUCGGGUUAAACUUGGUCCACAACAUUUGUGGCAUAAUGUUGAUUACAACAAAAAUUAUUUAGAUUUGUUCCCCUUUUUCUUAAAAAAGAAGCAAAAAUUUAUCCAAUAAUAAUAAAGUUUUGGUGAGGCCUUUAUGAUAGAAGUAAAUGUCCAAUGGCCAAUUUUUGGAUGAUUUAAAAUAAAUGUGAAUCUUAUAAUUCCAUAAAAGCACAUACAAUUGUGCAUUGUUUAAAGAGCUGUUCAAGUUGAGCUCAAUCCACAGCAUUUGUGGUAUAAUGUUGAUUACC